Penicillium atrosanguineum is the source of this 2280-nucleotide messenger RNA. RefSeq names its product tRNA methyltransferase RSM22. The record is from RefSeq and is a predicted model, not a curated record. Gene Ontology annotation, cellular component: mitochondrial small ribosomal subunit. Gene Ontology annotation, molecular function: methyltransferase activity; structural constituent of ribosome. The transcript has a single exon. The coding region runs from base 1 to 2280 and encodes 759 amino acids. Gene Ontology annotation, biological process: translation. NCBI's taxonomy places the organism in Eukaryota, Fungi, Ascomycota, Eurotiomycetes, Eurotiales, Aspergillaceae.
AUGUCCACCGCAGCGACCUCCGCCGAAGCGCCGCAGCCCAGCGAAGCGGAACGCAUCAACGCCCUGAUCGAGCGCAUCAAUGCGAAUGACGACGAUAUGGCCCAGUUGAUGCAUGAGCUAGAUAUGAUGGGGGACCCGGAAGAUAUGGAGGGCCUGCGGGAGCUGGUUGAGUUCAUCAGCCAGCGAGACCAACACACCCCAGAAUCCUGGGUGCACCUAGUCCGACAGUCAUUCGGGGAGACGAUUCCGGAGGGAGUUCUGGGAGAAUCUGAAAUGAAACUUUAUACAACUCUCUAUGGUGAACCGAUCAUCCAGGAGAUCUUCGAAGAGUCCUUAGCGGAGGAAGAGGAGCAGGAAUCUGACCAAUUAUUGCGCGAGAACGAAGGAGGGAACUGGGAAGAAAUCAAAUACGAGGAAGAAGCGGAGGUUGAAGAUGAUGUUCCAGUUGUGUACGAUAUGGAGGCUACCCCCGAGGAAGAGGAAACAAUCGCCAUGCGCCGGACUCGUGAAGUGGCUGAGCAGCUCGGUGGAGAGAUCAUGCUGGAGCAGUUUGAGAACGAGGCCGUUCCGGAUUCUGCUCCACGAGCUCACGCAUUGACGACAGAUGGCAAGUUCCAGACAGAUCCUAGCACGAUCAAUCUGCCAAAAAACACUGUCACCGGUCCUAUUUCGAUCAUUCUGUCCGAGUUCUCCAACAAGCAUAUCGCUGAUACCGCUCGUCGCCUGUUCGGUGGACCGGGCUUGCCUCAUUCCACUACAACUGCUCCUCCGCGUGCUCAGCUCCCACAGCUUGCGAUUCCGAUCAACGCAUCCCAAAACUUUAUGGGGGAAAUGGAGGCCAAUGCUUUCCUGGCAGCCUUGUACCCCGGGAUCUACGCCUCAACACUCAGCGUGCUGGUCGAACUUCGCAAACGAUUGGGAUCUGAGUGGAUUCGUGGACUCAUUUCUCAAGAAGGCGGUCCUAAUGUCCUUGAUGCUAGUGGCGGUGGUGCUGGAAUCCUGGCCUGGAGAGAUACUGUUCGUGCUGAGUGGGAGAGUAUGGUGCCCGAUCACCCCGAUGGAGAUCCUAUCCCGUAUGGUCGAUCGACUGUUCUGGCAGCCGCGGAUACGCUGCGCUUGCGUGCGAGCGCAAUUCUAGACAACACAACAUUCCUCCCUCGCUUACCGGACUACCUCCAUGUUCGCGAUGCACCAACCGUGCAUGAUAAGCGGGAGGCUCCUAAGCGGAAGCAGUUUGACGUGAUUAUUGCGCCACACUCUCUUCUCAACUUUGACGAAGAAUACGAGCGCAAGCUCUACGUCCAGAACCUUUGGGCAAUGCUCAACCCCAACGGUGGGAUUUUAAUUUUGCUCGAGAAGGGUCGCCAAAAGGGCUUUGAGGCAAUUGCCAGCGCCCGUGAGAUGCUGCUCAAGCGCCAUAUCGCGAGUCCCGGUUCUACGGAAUAUGAUACCGCCCUGGAAUCCCCCGAAGACAACGUGACCACGACCAAAGAGCCUGGUAUGAUCAUUGCGCCCUGUACCAAUCACUCGACGUGUCCCAUGCACAAUACUGCCGGGCCGACGAAGGGCCGCAGGGACUACUGCCAUUUCGAACAGCGGUACAUCCGUCCGGAUUUCCUGCAGCGCAUCAUGGGCGCUAAGGAUCGCAACCACGAAGACCUCAAGUUCAGUUAUCUCGCCGUGCAACGAGGCAGGGAUUUGCGACAAGAGCGCGGUAUUCGCCAGGAUUCCGAGGCAACAGACGCUGCAUUCGAAGGAUUUGAGCACCGAAGCGAAUCGUUGCCGGCAAUCCAGCCUCUUGCUCUUCCUCGCGCAGUCUACCCGCCCAUGAAACGCCGCGGUCACGUCAUUUUCGACCUCUGCACGCCGGCCGGCAAGAUCGAGCGCUGGACAGUCCCGCGCUCUUACAGUCGCCAGGCCUACCGCGACGCCCGCAAAUCCCACUGGGGAGACCUAUGGGCCCUCGGAGCGAAGACCCGCGUUCCGCGCAAUCUGAACCUCGGCGACAAGCACGGCGAGGGCAAGAAAGAGCGUCUUGCUCGCCGGGCCGCAGACAAGGCUGCGUCGCGUGAGGCUGACGAAGAGGGCGACAUGGAUGAACAUGCCCGCGACGAGGAAGAAGAGGAAGGCGAGGAGUCGGCAAAUGGCAGACGGGAUCGAUCUGCACUCCCUGAGGUCCCCAUGCGGAAGAAGGGCCAGAAUAUCCCGAGCUGGAAGAAACAUGCGGAUAAGAAGAGGAUUCGACUAGCCGUGAGGAAGCAAUCUGCGGCAGAUCUUUAA